GCGGGGCGAGUGACGUCAGAGGCCAUAUGACCGACCGGGGCUGUCGCCUGUUUCCCUAGCGCGGUGCUGCGCCACCGCCCCCCGCUUUUUCCUGCCCUUCUGCCGCCGCUUCGCGCCUCCUGCCCUGCCAUGGCGCGGGCGCUGCUCGCGGCCGUCCUGCUCGGCUUUUUACAGGCUUCCUCUUCAUUUGAUGUGAGAGAUUCAACAGGCAAAGUCUGCAUAAUUGCUAACCUGACAGUAGCCUUCUCAGUGGAAUACAAAAGCAAUGGGCAAAAGCAGUUUGCACACUUCUUUCUUCCUCAAAAUGCCACAUCACAGUCACACAGCUCGUGUGGUGAAGGUAACACAUCUCAUCCAAUUCUAGCAUUGAGUUUUGGAGCAGGACACUUGAUAAGUCUGAAUUUCUCAAAAACUCUGGAUAAGUACCAAGUUGAAGAGCUGACUUUCCACUACAAUCUGUCUGAUGAAACUUUAUUCCCUAAUGCAUCCGAAGGAAAAGUGAUGGAAGCGACACAAAAAUCUGUUAUUCAGGCCCGUAUUGGCACAGAAUACAGAUGCAUCAACUCCAAGUACAUCCAUAUGAGGCAUGUGAACGUUACUUUCAGCAAUGUUACUUUGGAAGCCUAUCCCACAAAUGGCACUUUCAGUACAAACAAGACAGAAUGUAGUGAAGAUAUGGUCUCUACUACCACUGUAGCACCAACAACUCCAAAACACACUACUAGCCAGGUUCCAACAACUAGCCCAGCACCAACUGCAGCACCCUCAAAUCCUGCCGUUGGCAAAUACAAUGUGACUGAUCCAAAUGGAACAUGUGUCCUUGCCUCCAUGGGGUUACAGCUUAACAUCACCUAUCUAAAAAAAGAUGAAAAGGUGGGGUUGGAUCUGCUGAAUUUUGUACCACAUAAUACAAAUGCUUCUGGAACAUGUGAGAAUACAUCUGCCUUCUUGAAUCUGGCUUUUGAGAAAACAAAGAUCACCUUCCACUUUGUAUUGAAUGCAAGUAGUGAGAAAUUCUUCCUGCAAGGUGUGAAUGUCAGCACAACUCUGCCUUCUGAAGCAAAAGCUCCAGUGUUUGAAGCAUCAAAUGACAGCAUGAGUGAACUGAGAGCUACGGUGGGGAAUUCCUACAAAUGCAGUGCAGAGGAGAAUCUCCAGGUCACAGACAAAGCCCUUGUCAAUGUAUUUAAUGUUCAGGUCCAGGCUUUCAAGGUGGAUGGAGACAAGUUUGGGGCAGUGGAAGAAUGUCAGCUGGAUGAAAACAACAUGCUGAUCCCUAUAAUAGUUGGUGCAGCCCUUGCUGGUCUGGUUCUAAUUGUCCUGAUUGCUUACUUGAUUGGUAGAAAGAGGAGCCACGCUGGGUACCAAACAAUUUAAUGACUUGCACUAAAUUCCAGUGUAGGUGAAAAGCAAUUGCAAGAAGCUGGAAAAAAAAAAAAAACACCCCUAUCUCUCCCCGAGCUAAGAUCGAUAUCGUAAGGGAACACCUUUUCUUGCAAAAUGCUUCUAAAAGUCUGCUUUAUUAAAUGUGAAAUCAUCUUGCAGCAUUUAACUAUGCACAAAAAUAACUUCUGAAAAUUCUGGUGUUUAAUUUUGCUAACUAGUUGAAAUAUUUACCCACUUAGAAACAAGCUAAAAGUUUUUGGUUUUUUUUUUUAAAGGAUGAUUUUUUUUUAAUUGGAGGGUAAAGUCAGCAUAAAGAUGCUGGAGAGAGAUGUCACUAAUCUACAUUGACUCAAUUUCAGAGCUCUUAACAAAGGGAAAACAUUCACGAUUGGCACUGCUGCCAUCCAGUGAUGAUAACAAUACUGAUGGUGCAUUGACAGAGAGUCAGUAACAACUGACAAAAUUGAAAUUGAUCUAAACCCCACCUCAUCUCUAGGGUGUGUAUUUUGUAUUACUAAGCUUUAAACACGAUGCCUGGCAUAUGCAGGGUGUGAACAACGCAAUACUCAAACCUUACAGGAACUCUAUACGAUUGGACAGCUCCCCUGUUUGAUAUUUUUGAUGCUCUGCCAGCUUGUUAGGAGCUGGUACUUUUUUAAAAUGGGUGUUAUUUUUAUUUACAUUUUUUUGUAAAGUGAUUUCAGUCUCUUCUGUUGGAAGGUCCAGAGAGAUCCUGUUACUGCACAUGUGUACAAUAUAGGUCUCAAUCUGCUGAUUCUCUUGCUUUAAACUUGGCUGGGGGGUUGUACACUUUAAGGAUCAGUUCUUAUGUAUGCAUUGCCUGUAACAAUGCUAAUAAAGACACUUUUUUUCUGUA
Molecule: messenger RNA, 2263 nt
Organism: Phasianus colchicus (ring-necked pheasant)
Lineage: Eukaryota; Metazoa; Chordata; Aves; Galliformes; Phasianidae
Gene: LAMP1
Product: lysosome associated membrane protein 1
Biological process (GO): establishment of protein localization to organelle
Cellular component (GO): late endosome membrane; lysosomal membrane; plasma membrane
Source: RefSeq, a predicted model, not a curated record